AUGGAGGAGGGUUUAGUGGUGAGAGGGAGGGUGGAAAUCGAUAGUAGACAACCAUUUAAGUCGGUAAAAGAAGCUGUUUUAUUAUUUGGCGAGAAAGUUUUAGCUAAUGAGGUUUAUGCCAACAAGCUCAAAAAGAUGGAAAAUGUAGCAAGAGAAAACAACCAAAAGAUAUCACAAAAGGGACUUGGAGAGGAAAAACACAUCCCUGAAGACUCAAAAGAUGAGAAAAAGUUAAUGGCUUAUUAUCUUAUGUCGUUAAAACAACAAUUGGAAGAGACUAAAUCGGAGCUCAACCAUUUGAGGUCGACAAGAGAACCUCAUCCAAGUCAUCACGAACCAAAUGACACCGAUAUAGAAGAGAUCAAGUUUAUUCAAAACGCAAACCCAACUCGAUUGAAGCAACAAGUAGAAGACAAGUACAAACAUGAUGAUGAUAACAACGUGACCGAGUUAAAACUAAAAACGACUCGUGAGUUUGAUAUUCCUUUACCUACCAAAGUGAUUGUUGAAGUACCAAAAAUCCAAGGGAACACUUCGUCCUUUAAGACCAAGAAGGCUAAAAAGAAAACCUUCAUUCCAUCACUUGGUAGGAUGUUUUCAAAAAGUAAAAGGUAAUCGAUUAAGAAAUAUUUCUACUCAAAAAACUUUUUAAACCAAGAUUUGUCACCUAAAAGGUAGAUCCCAAUUUUCUUACAUAAAUUUGGAACGCCUUAAUUACAAUUUGUUUUAAUCGUACUACAAUUCAUUUUAGUCCAGUUUUGCGUAAAUGUAAAAUGAAUACUUGAAUGAAGUGAAAUGAACUACAUGAUCGAUCAUAUAAUGUUCUAUUUAUA
Molecule: messenger RNA, 833 nt
Organism: Erigeron canadensis
Lineage: Eukaryota; Viridiplantae; Streptophyta; Magnoliopsida; Asterales; Asteraceae
Product: WEB family protein At3g51220-like
Exons: 2
Coding region: 1-615 (204 amino acids)
Source: RefSeq, a predicted model, not a curated record